CAGUCCAUUACAGUUGUUUUUUUGAGGUGCCAGGAAAGUCAGACUGCAGAAAGGAAAUGGUAUUUUUGCAGCCCUUGAUGUUUGUGACACCACAAACAUCAUCAAGAUAAACUGGGGAGUGUGUUCAGCUGCCUGCACUGCUGUGCUGUCCUGGCCUUGGGCAAAGCCAGCCAGACCCAUCAAAGCAGAUUUUUCAUGAUGUGCUUGUGUCCCUCGAGGGUUCUUCUGUCCCCACAGCUCACUGGAAGAUUGUGCUGGUUCCUUCUCCUGAUCAACAUGGAGUUUGGGAGUUGCUUUUGAUAUUCCUGUUGUUAAGUGCUCACUGCAGAGCCCCUCUCUGCUGGGGCUGCUCUGUGAUGCCAUUCUGGGAGGGAAUUUUUCAAGUCCAUUUUACCCCUCCCCAGCACUGGUAGAACUUCAGAGAUUUAGAAGCGACAGAAUUCAAUCCUUUUGGCAGAAAUCCGUGCUGAGUGCUUUUCCCUUGGAAUUCCUUGGUCAUUCUGUGGUGUCCAGGAGUAUCUCACCCUCUGGCCAUCCCCUUCCCAGGAGAUGUUGUCACAGGGGUGGUUUGGGUUGCUGGGCUAGCAGGGAGGCCCAGGAGCUGUCACUGGUGCAGGCUCUGUGCUGUGUGUGCCACAACCUCUCAGGUAAAUAAAUCAUUGCUGCUGGGAUUCCCAGAGGGGGUCAGGGCCAUGGCAGCCUGUACCAGCUGCCAGCUCACUGUGAGUGAGGCUCAGAGCUCAGGUCACGCUGCCUGUGCUGCCUGUCACACUCACCAGUCCUGGGAGCAGAGACUGAGGCAGGGACAAGCACAUCCUUUCCACAACUGCAUUUCCUUCUCACUUUGCUGUUUACUCCUCUCUCUGUGGAUUCAUCCCUGUGGAGUUUCUGGGUAUGGAGCUGGGAGCAAAUUGUUGCCGUGCUCAGGCCAGGGUGUUCUGGGACAUGCACAUCUCCAGGAGCCUUUCCUUCACCUCUGCAGGUGCUGAACCUGCAGCAGGAGUACCAACCUCUCCUUUUUUAGUCACUUCAGUGAGUUACUUGGGAAGGAGCACAGUCAAAUGUCUGAAACUUUCCAUGUUUGUUAAAGCAAUAAAUUUUUUAAUACAAAAUUCUGAUACUUUUGGUAGUCAUAGCUUGAUUUCUGAAAAGAGGCUUUUUGCAUUUCUUCUGUUUUCAAAGCUGCUAACCAGUGCUGGCUUACUCUUCAAGGGUUUUCCUGGGACUGGAUAUCAAAUAUUCACCAGACAGAUGAGUCUUGGCCAUGUGGUGUAGGGCAGACAUGUUAUAUUUGAUUAAUGAGGCUGUUGAGAUAACAAGGCUUUGGUGUGUGUUGCUUGGUUUAUCUUAAAGGCUUUUCUGAAUUUGGCACCAAGUUCCUGCAGGUAGGAAUUGGUUAUCUCCUGCCUGCCAUGCUGCCCAAAUUGGAAAUGCAGGAUUUAUUAUUGCAGCACAACAAGGAGCAUUGUGCUGACGCUGUGCUCGGUGACUUUCUUCUCUUCCUGAAAGCUCCCGUGCUGCUGUUGUAGGAGAGAAGGAGGCAUUUGUUGUGGUUCACUCGAGAACAUUCAGUUCAAAAAUAGAACUGCAGGAGAAGGUUCACUUCCCAGAGGUUCAGUUUCAUCCCAGCGAUGGAUGCAGGCACACAUCCAAACGCGUAUGGAAAUCCGCCGGCUCCUGUUCCAGCACCAGCAAAACGAGCCCAAAUUGAUUGGUGAAAUCCAAUCUGUGGCUUCUGCUUGUUUGUUUUCCAUCUUCUAAUGACAGUGCAUGUUUGCUCUGAGUUUUGCUGGUUACCUUGCUUUGAGUCCUGAUUGGGAUUGCGGGGAAAACUUCAAGAGCUUCAGGAGCUGGAGGUUACCUGUUGGUCCUCACAGUUUGAGAAGGUGAAGAAUGAUGAAAACAAGAUUGCUGCUUUUCUGCUCUUGAAUCAGCAAGAAGGGGGAAGAGGAAGAAGAGCUGGUUGUAGCCAGUCAUGCUCUGGGUGGUGCCAGCACGGGGUGACGGCGUCAUUGCCUCUGAGAAGGGGGGGCUGGCAGCCAGCAGGCACUGGGACAUUUUGUGAUAGCAGAGUGCAUCGUUAUCUCCAGAACUGAAGGCCACAUGUGGGCUUGGCAGAACUUCUUGAUCAGGUCCUGUUUGAGCUGCUUGCUUGUUUAAUUCCAAAGGUUGUGUUGAUCAUGGACAGUGAAGAAAUUCCUACUUUCUCGAGUCCAAAGGAGGAAACUGCAUACUGGAAAGAGCUUUCCUUGAAGUACAAACAGAGCUUCCAGGAGGCCCGUGAAGAGCUGGCUGAAUUCCAGGAGGGAAGCAGGGAAUUAGAAGCUGAGUUGGAGGCACAGCUUGUGCAAGCUGAGCAGAGGAACAGAGAUUUGCAAGCAGAUAACCAAAGACUGAAAUAUGAAGUGGAAACAUUAAAGGAGAAACUGGAGCACCAGUAUGCCCAGAGUUACAAGCAGGUGUCGUUGCUGGAGGAUGACCUGAGCCAGACAAGGGCCAUCAAAGAUCAGCUGCACAAAUAUGUGAGGGAGCUGGAGCAGGCCAACGAUGACCUGGAACGUGCAAAGAGGGCAACAAUAGUUUCAUUGGAAGACUUUGAACAAAGACUGAACCAAGCUAUUGAGAGAAAUGCAUUUUUAGAAAGUGAACUGGAUGACAAGGAGUCAUUGCUGGUCUCUGUACAGAGAUUAAAGGAUGAAGCAAGAGACCUACGGCAGGAGCUGGCUGUGAGGGAAAGGCAGCAGGAGGUGACCCGGAAAUCAGCACCCAGCUCCCCCACUCUGGACUGUGAGAAGAUGGAUUCUGCUGUCCAGGCCUCUCUCUCCUUGCCAGCUACACCUGUUGGAAAAGGAUCAGAAAACAGUUUUCCUUCCCCAAAAGCUAUACCAAAUGGGUUUGGUACCAGCCCACUGACUCCUUCAGCUCGAAUAUCUGCACUCAACAUUGUGGGAGAUCUGCUACGGAAAGUGGGGGCCUUAGAAUCCAAAUUAGCUGCUUGCAGGAAUUUUGCAAAGGACCAGGCAUCACGGAAAUCCUACAUUUCAGGGAACAUCAACAGCGCCGUGAUGAGCAGCAAUGGCACAAAGUACCCACACCCAGGGCACACCUCCUUCUUUGACAAGGGGCGUGAGAAGGUCAUAUUCCCCACCUUGGUCAUGGCAGGGAUGCAGAGGAAGUGUCUCUUCAUGGAUGGAGUUCAUUUGGAAGGUUUGCCCUUUGGUUGUGUUUUCCUUCAGCAUUUUGUGGCUCUUGACUUGCUGAUGUGCAGUGGUGUGGUUGUGGCUGACAGGAAAGCAAACAAGGGCACAGGUGCCUGGGAGAUGGCCAGGGGUAGAGCAGAAGGGGGACAGUGUGGGUAGGGACAGCAGUGUCACUCAGUGUCACUGUCCCUGCCCAGCACAGCUGUGGCUGCUGGAAGCACCUGGGGUGGUUCCAGAGCUGUGCAGCUCCAGGUCUCCAAGUGUGCUUUGCCAGCUCCAUUUUCCCUCCAGGCCAGGCUGUUCAGCUCCAGAAGAAUCUUCCACCGAGGAUUUGUUGAAUACUUAGAGCUGAGGGAGUCUUGGGCAUGAGAUGCUGAGUACAAAAUACAGCUUGAAAUGGCAGUUUAAUGAUCCAAAUUGGUAAUCAGGGCAGAGACAUGGACCCAUGGACACACAGCCCAUGGCACUGCAGGGACAGGCAGUCAGGAACAUCCCUCAGGAACCACUGCAGGGAAUUUCCAGCAGGGAAUGCUGCUGCUGGCUCUGGCUGGAGCCUGGUUUCUUGGCAAUCCCAGCAAGGGCAUGGCACAGGCACCACAGAGUGUGCUGGGGAGGUCUGAGGGCCAGGGAAAGGGGCAGGGGCAGCAGGGGGACCUGGCUGAGUUCAUCCCUGUGGGCAGGAGGCUCCAGACACCUCCCAGAGCUGCCCAAGUCUUUGGAACUGGAGCACAAGAGCUUUUCCCAGCCCACUCCUGGAAGCUUAGGCAGGACCUUUUAUUGGUUAUUUUUUACAGUUGCUGUAUUUAAGGUAUUUUAUUUUCCUUUAAUUCUGUCUCCCACUGCAGUAAUGCUGAUUUCUUUCCCUUUUUUUGGUGCCUUUCCGUGCUACCACCAGAAAGGCUGAGCAAGCCCUCCCUAAGCUCAGCCUUAGUGCCAGCUCCCAGUAUCCCCCAGUUUGGUGCCUUUUGCUGUGGCCCAUCAAAUCCAGGCUGCUGCUUCACCUUGGAUGAAGAAAGGCAGAGCUGGGGCAGUGCUGCAGAGCCCCGAGGGCAGGGCUGGUGUGGGGCAGUGCUGAUCCAGGGAUGCCAUCCCUGCUGGCUGGGCCUGGAGCCCCUCACAGCAGAUGUGUCAGAGCACAGUGGAAGAGCUGCUGCACCCACAGGCUGCUCUCCCAGCCCUCUGGGGGCAGGAGCUCCACAGCUCCAGCAGGAGGCUGGGGAGGGGAGCCUGGGCAUCCUGGGGCGUGGGGGCACCCCCAGCCUCCCCUGCAGCCCGGUGGGGGUGGGUGGGCACAGGGACAGCUCUGCUGAGCUGUGCCACUGCCGAGCUGAGAGUGUGUGACACUGUGUGUGCCCUCCUGGCCCUGAGGGACACGGCACAGGGCACUGAGUGCCAGGGAAGGACAGCUGGGGCCAGCCCUGAGGGUGCACAGACCCACUGGGGUCUCUGUGGGGCCGCUCAUCCUGCUGGGACAGUCACCGUGGCCGGACACGGCAGCUGGAGCAGGGCCGGCGCUGGGACCCCGCGGGAGGGAGGAGAGGUCGGGGCUGCAGUGCUGGGCAGGGGCAGCCGUGCCCCCUGCCCUGCCCACCCUCUCCUGACGGCUCUCUCUCGU
Oenanthe melanoleuca is the source of this 4815-nucleotide messenger RNA. RefSeq names its product nudE neurodevelopment protein 1 like 1 (gene NDEL1). Lineage: Eukaryota; Metazoa; Chordata; Aves; Passeriformes; Muscicapidae. The transcript has 10 exons. Gene Ontology annotation, biological process: vesicle transport along microtubule; centrosome localization; chromosome segregation. Gene Ontology annotation, molecular function: microtubule binding. Bases 2181 to 3359 code for a protein of 392 amino acids. Gene Ontology annotation, cellular component: kinetochore; centrosome; kinesin complex. The record is from RefSeq and is a predicted model, not a curated record.